AUGCCCACAUUGUUCCCCACCCUCUAUCUCAUUCUCUCGGCAUAUUUGAUCCCUUUGAGAACCAGCCAAGCCAAUUCAUGCCGUUCAUAUUGUGGCAACAUAACAAUAGAUUACCCAUUUUCACUCCAAUACGGGUGCGGUCACCCAGGAUACCGUGACCUCCUAUAUUGCAUCAACGAUGUUCUCAUGUUCCACAUAACCUCUGGUUCCUACAAGGUACUAGAAAUAGACUAUGCUUAUCAGGCUCUAACUCUUCAUGAGCCUCACAUGUCAACAUGUGACACUCUUGUACUAGGAACCAAAGGUAACGGCUUCAAUGUUGAGCCAUGGCGUGAGCCUUACAUGAACCCUGUGUCGGAUAACGUGUUCUUGCUCCUUGCUUGCUCACCUCGGUCACCGCUGUUCCAAGGUUUCCCCGGGAAGCAUUUGCCGUGUCGAAACGUUUCUGGCAUGGGCUGCGAGGAGUACUAUGGCUGCCCGGCCUGGGAUAUGAUGGGCCACAAACGGAUGGGCUCGUCCUUUUUUGGGUCAGGCCCACCUGAAUGUUGUGCUGUGCCGUAUGAUGCUAUUAAGGGGAUUAACCUCACGAGGCUUGAGUGUGAAGGGUAUAGUAGUGCUUAUAGUGUGGCACCACUGAGGGUUGAUGGGCCUGGUCAAUGGUCAUAUGGGAUCCGUGUGAGGUAUUCGGUGCAAGGGAAUGAUGAGUUUUGUGGGGCAUGUGAGGCAACUGGUGGCACUUGUGGGUAUGGUGACGAUGGGAUUAGACAAUUGUGUAUGUGUGGGAACUUUAAUUCAACGUCCAAUUGUGAUUCAGUGAUCGACUCUUUCUAUGAAUUUUACAGUUGGUUUAUCGACAGGAGCAAGGCCUAUGACGGUGAAAAUGUUUGCAGGAUUAUUGACGUAUAUGCUAGUUUGGAUGACAACCUACCAGAUUUGAAAAGUAUGGUAUAG
Molecule: messenger RNA, 951 nt
Organism: Gastrolobium bilobum
Lineage: Eukaryota; Viridiplantae; Streptophyta; Magnoliopsida; Fabales; Fabaceae
Exons: 3
Coding region: 1-951 (316 amino acids)
Molecular function (GO): polysaccharide binding
Source: RefSeq, a predicted model, not a curated record